AGCAACAAAGGAUGGAACGCGCAGCCACAAUAGAGAUCACCAUCGUCUCCGCGGAAGAGCUCCGCCGUCUGGGGAACACCCCCACCUUCGUGGCGGUCCGUCCCGGCGUAGGCGGCGAUGUUCGUAGUAGCCAAACCGUCGUCACGGGCAUUGACUGCGGCGGCGGCAGGUAUCCGCGCUGGAACGAGAAGAUGCGACUGGCGCUCCCUCCGUCGUCGCGGUCGAUAACGGUGGAGGUCUGCUGCAGGCCCCGCGGCGGCGGGCGUGCGCGGCGCGUGGCGGCGGCGGAGGUUCCGGUGUCGGAUUUCCGGUGGCCGGAGGACUACUUGCACUUGCUUAGCUACAGGCUGAGGGAGGCCGAUGGGAGGGGGAAUGGGAUCGUCAAUUUCUCUGUUAGGGUUCUUGGUGAAGGUGAUCGUGAGUGCACCAAUAAACCACAGGGCGGGUUUGUGACCGUCGGUUAUCCUGUUGAUUAUUAAUCAGUUAAAUAUUGCUUGAUUAUAAUUAGUUAAAUAUGGUUCUCAAAUAAUUUUCAUUAUCCGUUCCCUUUUAUAGUCUUUAUCAAGUAAUUGCGAUAUUAAAAUUUAAAA
Molecule: messenger RNA, 590 nt
Organism: Zingiber officinale
Lineage: Eukaryota; Viridiplantae; Streptophyta; Magnoliopsida; Zingiberales; Zingiberaceae
Product: BON1-associated protein 2-like
Exons: 1
Coding region: 12-479 (155 amino acids)
Source: RefSeq, a predicted model, not a curated record